GCCUGUCGUCCCGCAGCGGCCCGGCCCGGGCUUGAUGAGCGGCGGCCUCGGCCUCCAGCGCAGCCCGGAAAUGUCCGGCAAGAUCGAAAAAGCAGACUCGCAGCGUUCUCAUCUCUCUUCCUUCACCAUGAAGCUGAUGGACAAAUUUCAUUCUCCCAAAAUCAAGAGAACGCCAUCCAAGAAGGGAAAGCCAGCAGAGGUGUCUGUGAAGAUUCCCGAGAAGCCUGUGAACAAAGAGGCAAGAGACAGAUUUCUACCAGAGGGCUACCCUAACCCCUUGGAUCUGGAGCAGCAGGCAGUAGAAUUUAUGUCCACCAGUGCUGUGGCUUCCAGGUCUCAAAGGCAGAAGAACCUGUGCUGGCUGGAGGAGAAAGAGAAGGAAGUUGUCAGUGCCUUGCGCUACUUUAAGACCAUUGUGGACAAAAUGGCUAUUGACAAGAAGGUUCUAGAGAUGCUUCCAGGGUCUGCCAGCAAGGUGCUGGAGGCCAUCUUACCCCUGGUGCAGACUGACCCUCGGAUCCAGCACAGCUCGGCCCUCUCCUCCUGCUACAGCCGCGUGUACCAAAGCCUUGCCAAUCUCAUCCGUUGGUCUGACCAGGUGAUGCUAGAAGGUGUGAACUCAGAAGAUAAAGAGAUGGUGACGACAGUGAAAGGGGUCAUCAAGGCUGUGCUGGAUGGAGUGAAGGAGCUUGUGAGGCUGACCAUUGAGAAACAGGGGCGGCCAUCACCUACAAGCCCAGUGAAGCCCAGUUCCCCAGCUAGCAAGCCUGAUGGCCAAUCUGAGCUCCCCCUGACAGAACGAGAGAUGGAGAUUCUAAACAAGACGACAGGUGUGUCGGCCCCCACCGAGCUGCUUCCAGACUCUACCAAUGAAGAGGUUGCACCCCCCAAGCCUCCUUUACCUGGUAUUCGGGUGGUUGAUAAUAGUCCACCAGCAUUGCCACCCAAGAAAAGACAGUCGGCUCCGUCCCCUACCCGAGUGGCCGUGGUGGCCCCCAUGAGUCGAGCCACCAGUGGUUCCAGCUUGCCUGUUGGAAUCAAUAGACAGGAUUUCGAUGUUGACUGUUACACCCAGAGGCGCCUAUCCGGAGGUAGCCGCUCCUGCGGGGGUGAGUCCCCCCGCCUUUCCCCCUGCAGCAGCACUGGCAAGCUCAGCCGGUCAGAUGAGCAGCUGUCCUCCCUGGACAGGGACAGUGGGCAGUGCUCCCGGAACACAAGCUGUGAAACACUAGAUCACUACGAUCCUGACUACGAAUUCCUCCAGCAAGACCUCUCCAAUGCAGACCAGAGCCCUCAGCAGGUGGCCUGCAACCUCAGCCCACUGCCCGAGUCCCUAGGGGAGUCUGGGCCUCCCUUGCUUGGCCAUUCUUUCCAGCUGCCGCACUUGGAGGGGCUCUCAGCCACAGGGCAGCUCACAGAUACCCCACCUGCCCUUCCCGAGAAGAAGCGCAGGAGCGCAGCCUCCCAGACCACGGACAGUUCUGGCUCCAGGGUGUCCUAUGAGCGGCACCCCUCUCAGUAUGACAACAUCUCCGAGGACGACCUGCAGAACCCAGCCCCAGUCCAGUCUGCCUCCUACACACCCUUUGCUGCUAUUCUCCCCUUUCAGCAGGGAGGUUCCUCAGCCCCUGCUGAGUUUGUGGGUGACUUCAGUGCUCCUGAGUCAGCAGGCGACCCAGAGAAGCCACCACCUCUACCAGAGAAGAAAAACAAGCACAUGCUGGCCUACAUGCAGCUCCUGGAGGACUACUCGGAGCCACAGCCCUCCAUGUUCUACCAGACACCGCAGAGUGAACACAUCUACCAGCAGAAGAACAAGAUGCUAAUGGAGGUCUACGGCUUCAGCGAUUCCUUUGGUGGUGGGGACUCCAUGCAGGAGCUGGCCCCACCACCCGCCCUGCCCCCCAAGCAGCGGCAGCUGCAGGCCUCCUAUGCUGCUUCUUCCUUCUCCUCUGUCUCCUACUGUGUCCAGCAAACUAAAGUGGCCUUCACCCCCGAGGACGGCAGUGCCGCUCAGGGCCUCAGUGUAUCCGUGUCUAACUCCUUUCUCAGCCGGCACGGCAGUUUGCCUGUGCCCUCGUACAAAUCUGUGUUUAGGUCCUACUCCCAGGACUUCGUGCCUCACCACCAAGCUUCCGUCCAACCUUUCCUUCCGCCUACCUCCUCUUCCUCUCCACAUUUCCCACCUGUCCACGCGUCCCAGAGCUCGGACUUAGCGGUGCCCACCAUAGCCAGUCCGCCUCCCAGCACCGUGGACGGUCUUCUCUCAUCUUCUCAGGAGAGCAGCUUUCAUGGGAACCCUGUCUGCCUUCCUUCCGAAACCUCUUUCACUGACUCGAGUGAAAACGCCAGUGAGGAAGCUGGUGAGGGUGAAUAUGUCAGUCUGUACUCCUCUGGCCAGAGCAGCGAGGAACUGGCUCCCUCUCGAGGAGAACCACCAGCUGGGAAAGAUGGACCUCUUCGAGAUCAGACCACAGCCAGCAGUGCACCUGGGAAGGACAGCAGAGACAGCGGGGAGAGGUCCCCAAACUCUUCUGAUGCUCUGGAGUCAUCCCAGUCAGAGGAGGAAGUGGAUGAGCUGACCCUCAUUGACCACAACGAAAUUAUGGCCAGGCUGACACUCAAGCAAGAGGGUGAUGACGGGCCAGAUGUCCGUGGAGGAUCAGGAGACAUCCUACUGGUCCAUGCUACUGAGACAGACAGGAAAGACCUGGUGCUGUACUGUGAGGCCUUCCUGACCACCUAUCGGACCUUCAUCAGCCCGGAGGAGCUCAUCAAGAAGCUGCAGUACCGAUAUGAGAAGUUCUCUCCCUUCGCGGACACAUUCAAGAAGCGUGUCAGCAAGAACACGUUCUUUGUGCUGGUGCGGGUAGUAGAUGAGCUCUGCCUCGUGGAGUUGACGGAGGAGAUCCUGAAGCUACUGAUGGAGUUGGUCUUCCGCCUGGUAUGCAGUGGUGAGCUCAGUUUGGCUCGUGUGCUCCGGAAGAACAUCCUAGACAAGGUAGACCAGAAGAAGCUACUCAGGUGUGCCAAUUCCGACCAGCCCCUGGCAGCCAGGGGUGUCGCAGCCAGGCCAGGGACCUUGCAUGAUUUUCACAGCCAUGAAAUAGCCGAGCAGCUGACCCUGCUGGAUGCCGAGCUCUUCUAUAAAAUAGAGAUUCCUGAGGUUUUACUUUGGGCCAAAGAGCAAAACGAGGAGAAGAGCCCCAACUUGACCCAGUUCACGGAGCACUUCAACAACAUGUCCUACUGGGUGCGGUCCAUUAUUAUGCUUCAGGAGAAGGCCCAGGACCGAGAGCGGCUGCUGCUGAAGUUCAUCAAGAUCAUGAAGCACCUGCGGAAGCUGAACAAUUUCAACUCCUACCUGGCCAUCCUCUCAGCACUGGACUCAGCACCCAUCCGCAGGCUAGAGUGGCAGAGGCAGACCUCAGAGGGCCUGGCUGAAUACUGCACACUAAUUGACAGCUCAUCCUCCUUCCGAGCCUACCGGGCAGCCCUUUCAGAAGUGGAGCCACCAUGCAUCCCUUACUUGGGUCUGAUCCUGCAGGACCUGACCUUUGUCCACCUGGGAAAUCCAGACUACAUUGAUGGCAAAGUGAACUUUUCCAAGCGGUGGCAGCAGUUCAACAUCCUGGACAGCAUGCGGUGCUUCCAGCAGGCGCACUAUGACAUCCGGAGAAAUGAUGACAUCAUAAACUUCUUCAAUGACUUCAGUGACCACCUGGCCGAGGAGGCCCUAUGGGAACUCUCUCUGAAAAUUAAACCCAGGAAUAUAACAAGGAGGAAAACAGACCGGGAAGAGAAGACCUAGGAAUAGGUCUGGGUGUGAAGAGAACACUCGAGAGGCCUGGAGAGGACUUAGGACCAGCCAGGUGGGCUGCAGAGUCCCAGUCUCAGAGCUCUUCCAUGGCUCAACUGUGUGGCAGAGCCCGAGCCUGCUGGCAGCUUCCUGCCUCCCUCCCUGUGGGAACAAUGAGCUGGCUGGUGGGCUUCAGGACUGGCUUGUGAACAGGGUGGCCCCUGGUCUGGUUUUGUUUUCUACUUGACAUCUUUGCUCCCUUCCGUCCCUCACAGUCCCCCUUCAGCUGGGAGCAGCAGAGAACUGAGCAGCAGACCAGGGAAAGGCAGGCCAUACUUUCCCCAAGCUCAAGAUGAGUGGAGGCCCUAGGACCCUUGGGCAGACUGUGGGGAGAUGCAGCUCAGUGGCAGAAGGCAGAGAAGGGUCAGGGCAGGUACCUUUUGCUGUCCAUUCCCCAUUUUUUUUAACUGGGGAUGAGGCAUGCAAUUUCAGCUGGCCCAGGAAGUGUCGGGCGACCUUCAGCAGUUGUGGAGCCAAGGCUGCUCCUCGAGGGAGUGGCUGCAGACCUGCUCCCCUGCUGGUCCCUGAGCAGCAGCAGUGUCAGCUCUCCUGCUGCCCCUUUAGCCCCUAUCAUAGGCCAUGCUCCCUGCCCAUAGCCACCAGUACUCUGUGGAGCAGGAAGCAGUGGCAGGAGGCAGGGAGAGCUUUAUCAUCACAGAAACACUGCUGAGCUGGGGCUGAGGCUAAGCUCCAGAGUCAGUGGAUUCGGAGAGAGGAGAGGGGAGGAUCUUGGCUGUCCUGGGGAGAGGCCAGCAGCCCCCCUCCAUGCUUGCUGUGUGCCUUAAACUCCAUCUCCUGUCCCUAUUAGGCCCAUGGACUUCCCUCCUAACUUGUCCCACCUCUAGUGGCCAGCAGGGUCUUAGUACCUUGCUGCCAGUGCUGACUGGAACUGUCAGGCAUCCCUGAACAAGCCUGGAUGUGGGGAGUCAGAGGCCUGGUGUGGAGGCACUCCUGAGGCCUCCUGACUCCAGGCAGGUGUUCUUCCCUCCAUGCUGAACCACUCACUGCUGCUGAGGUUGACAAUCCAGGGCAGGUUUUGCACAGCUCACCAAGCAGGGGGGCCACUGGAACCUCUUUGCCCAUGGUUCCAUGGCCACCACCAUAGAUCUGUAGACAUACUGCCAGUCCCACCCCAGGCCUCCUGGGCCUAUUGAGCAUGAAUGAGCACUCUCUUCUCCAGGCUCGGAGCUUGGUCAGGUGGAUACCAGGGUCUCACUGUGCUUCCUCCGCCCAGUUUUUACAGCAGAGGAAAAGGUAGAAAGUAGCAUCUGCUAACAGGGAACCAGUUUAAACAGCCAUGCCCCUUUGGGUCCCUCCUGGUUUUUGAGCAGCUUUGAUCAAAAAGAAAACAUGGGUUGUUUUUCCCCGAGCUUUAUGUUUAUUUGUCCUGUAAGUGGAGGGGAAGGACAUCUGUGAACAGUCACUUCUGCUCCCCUCUGGCAGCAGUCCUGCUGGCGGCCCACAGAACCGUCACUUUAUUAUUUAAGGAGUGUGUGUGUGUGUGCAGUCAGGGUUUAUGAGCAGCAUUGUGUGUGGGGUGGGGUGUUUUACUUUGUCCCCUCUUUUGCGAGUCCUUUCAUUUCAAUCUUUGCCUCCUGCUCCCCGUCCUUUGCUUGGCUCUGUGAGUGCUGCUGGGUGUGCAUGGGGUAGGGGGCACUGUGCACACAAGGUCCUUUGUGUGUGCAAAGUAGAAUCCUCCCUGUGUUUGAGAGGCUCCUGCAGUCUUCCUCUGUAGCCAAAGCCAAUGCCAGUUUUGGCUUUUAACUCAGGCCCAAUCCACGGGUGCCCACAGUGGACAGAAUGAGUCUGCAGUCAGGCCUUUUCACCAAUUCCCAGGCAUGAAGUGGGUGGCAAGAGGCUCGCCUCCUCCAUUCAUAACAGACCCAGAGUACCCAGGCCCUCCUGCGCUCAUGGGGAUGCUUUGGAGGCCUGAGCAAAGGGCCGGGCAGCAGAUGGGCAGGGUGCUGUGGCGGCUCUCCAUGGGAGGACAGCACGGUGCAGUGUGUGUGUUUAACUUAUUGGCCGAAAGGCUUCCCCAGUCUCCUGCCUCUGGCUAUGGCUGAGUCCUUCCGCAGCCCAGCUGCAACUUCUCUUUUCUUGGGGGCCAAGAGAGCUGUGGGGAUCGGUUUUUACAGACAGACUGAGCCACAUAGACGAUCCGGUUCCCUGCAGAGGCCAGCCCUCACCUGCAGGUGUGGUGGGGCCAUGGCUAGGGCAGGUAUAUGCCACAUCUGACUGAACCAUGAACCAAGACACAUCUUCUGUCCCACGGCCUCCCCUGUGUGACAUUGUAAUAUAUAUCCCCAACUAACCCGUCUGACAGUGGCAUCUUCCAACAACAUUUCAGACGUGUAACUUUUAUAUGAAAGAAAAAUAAAUAGACAAAAGCUGUCUAAUGCCAUGUGUGCAUACA
Molecule: messenger RNA, 6272 nt
Organism: Jaculus jaculus (lesser Egyptian jerboa)
Lineage: Eukaryota; Metazoa; Chordata; Mammalia; Rodentia; Dipodidae
Gene: Rapgef1
Product: Rap guanine nucleotide exchange factor 1
Exons: 27
Coding region: 35-3811 (1258 amino acids)
Biological process (GO): Ras protein signal transduction; positive regulation of GTPase activity
Cellular component (GO): plasma membrane
Molecular function (GO): guanyl-nucleotide exchange factor activity
Source: RefSeq, a predicted model, not a curated record